AAGCAAUUUGGAAUCAUGGACGUCCUUUUCCCGUCACUCAUCACGAGCUUCUCCAUGCUCUCGUAGCCGUGUGUAUAUAACAUGGUGUUACAGCUGCUACUUUCUCUGCAGCGCAGUUGUUUGUCGAAGCUCUUUUAGAUUCUUCCCACCUACUCCCGUACAAGAGCGUAACACAGAAGACAUGGAACCGGUUGCUAUGGAAAGAGAACUCACUCAACCAUCUGUUGAUCCUCUCCCAUUUGCCAGAAGUUAUCAGCUUGAAGCACUGGAGAUGGCAAUCAAGCAGAACACUGUAGUGUUCUUGGAGACUGGCUCCGGCAAGACUCUUAUUGCCAUCAUGCUUCUGCGGAGUUAUGCCUAUCUUCUACGCAAGCCUUCACCUUUCAUUGCUGUCUUCUUAGUUCCCCAAGUUGUCUUGGUUUCUCAACAAGCUGAAGCUGUGAAAAUGCACACUGACUUGAAUGUGGGCAUGUAUUGCGGAGAAAUGGGAGUUGACUUUUGGGAUGCUGCUAUGUGGAAGCAACAAAUAAAAAAACAUGAGGUGCUUGUGAUGACACCUGCAAUUUUGCUUACUUGCUUGAGGCAUAGCUUUUUCAAACUAAGCAUGAUAAAGAUUUUAAUAGUUGAUGAAUGCCACCAUGCAAGGGGUAGACACCCUUAUGCUUGCAUUAUGACAGAGUUCUAUCACCGUCAGCUAAGUUCUGCUGGAUCCAAACUUCCUAGAAUAUUUGGGAUGACUGCUUCCCCCAUAAAGACAAAGAGUGGAGUCUCAGAAUUAUCUUUCUGGGAAAAGAUUGAGGAGCUUGAGACCAUGAUGAAUUCGAAGGUGUAUACAUGUGCUAGUGAAUCUGAGCUUGCUCGGUUUAUACCAUUUUCGACUCCAAAGUUCAAAUUUUAUACGCACAAGGAAAUCCCAUGUAUUUUAUAUGAGCGUUUAGCUGGUGAAUUGCAGAGUUUAAAAGAAAAGCAUGAACUCUCUUUGAAAAAUUAUGAUUUCAAAGAAUCUGCAGCAGAUUCUACAAGCAAAAAGCUAUCAAAGGUUUUUUCAGCUUUAGUAUUCUGUUUGGAUGAACUAGGUGUUUGGCUGGGUCUAAAGGCCGCACAGUCCUUUUCCUGCUAUGAUACUGACUUGUGUGAUGAAACUGACUCAAUUUUAUGCGAUAAACUGGAUGUGUUUGGUGAGACAAUUGUUAAAAAUUUCAGUUUGGAUGCCUUCCACACAUUUUCCCCGUACAUUCCAUCAGGCCCCAACUGGUCUAUUGGUGAUAACAUUAAAGAGAAUAUGGAUGAAGGGCUUGUUACUUCAAAAGUUGUGUGUCUCAUUGAAUCUCUUCUUGAUUACAGGGAUUUAAAAGACAUUAGAUGUAUAGUCUUUGUGGAAAGGAUUGUCACAGCCAUUGUACUAAAUUCUCUGUUGAACGAGUUACUUCCAAAAUACAGCAGCUGGAAGUCUAAAUACAUUGCAGGGAAUAACUCUGGGUUGCAGUCCCAGACAAGGAAAAAACAAAAUGAAAUUGUGCAAGAAUUUCGUAAAGGCAUGGUGAACGUAAUUGUUGCGACGUCAAUUCUUGAAGAGGGACUAGAUGUUCAAAGCUGUAACUUGGUUAUUAGAUUUGACCCAUCUUCCACUGUUUGUAGUUUCAUACAGUCCCGAGGUCGUGCUAGAAUGCAAAAUUCAGAUUAUAUAUUAAUGGUCAAUAGUGAAGAUAUUGCUACUCGGUCUCGACUGGAGAAAUAUCUUGCUAGUGGAGAUAUUAUGAGGAAGGCAUCCUUACAUCAUGCUUUGCUGCCUUGCUCACCUCUUCAAAGUGAUUUAAUUGGCGAGAAAUUUUAUAGUGUUGCAAGCACCGGAGCGACUGUGACUCUUACUUCUAGUGUCAGUUUAAUAUUCUUCUAUUGCUCACGGCUUCCUUCAGAUUGCUAUUAUAAACCGGCUCCAAGCUGGGAUCAGAAGACUUGCACUUUACGUCUACCCAAGAGCUGUCCCUUACAAAAUGUUGUUGUACUACAAGGAAGCAUGAAUGCUAAAAUUAUGAAGCAAACUGCGCAACUUCAUGAGAUUGGUGCUUUGACAGAUAAUCUUGUUCCAGAUAUUCUUAUGGAAGAAGCUGAUGCUCAAGAAAGGGGGAAUGAACCUUAUAUUGAUGAGCAACCCAGUUACUUCCCACCUGAGCUGGUCGGUCAUCUUCCAAAGAAUUCGAAUAUAUUGUAUCAUUGCUACUUAAUGGAGCUGGAGCAGAAAUUUGUUUACGAUAUUCUAGUUCAUGAUAUUGUGCUUGUCCUGAGAAAUAAGCUAGAAUCUGAUAUUGGAAGCUUGCAUUUUGACUUAGAUGUUGACAGGGGUAGUUUGACAGUGAACUUUAAAUAUGUAGGAGUGAUUCAUCUUAGCAUGGAUCAGGUCCUUUUGUGUAGAAGGUUUCAGAAAACUCUUUUAAGAGUUCUUAUUUAUCAUGAUUUGGGAAGUUUAAACGAGCGUAUGGAUGGAGAUAUUUUGGGAGCUGAGACUGAUUAUCUUUUGCUCCCAGCCACUGGAAAGCAUCAGAGACCUUUGAUCAUUGAUUGGAAAUGUGUUACUUCUGUGCUAUUUUCAUAUGAGAAGAUUUCUGAAUUUCACUUGAAUUAUUCUGUACCCAAGGGUUGUGCACGUAGUGUACAAACCAAAGAUGGUCCUGUAUGCGCUUGCCUGCUUCAGAAUUCUUUGGUCUACACCCCUCACAAUGAUCAGGUGUACUGCAUAACUGGGAUUUUGGGAUUGAAUGCAAACUCUCUUCUGACACUCCGGGAUGGCAGAAUUAUUACUUACAAGAAAUACUAUAAGGAGCGGUAUGACAUCAAUCUGUGUUUUGAGCACGAAUCAUUGGUUUGUGGGAGACGCAUUUUUCAGGUUCAAAAUUACCUUCAAAGAUGCAGAAAUCAGAAAGAGAAAGAAUCGAGUAAGCGGUCGGUUGAAUUGCCUCCGGAACUUUGUUCUAUAGUUAUGUCGCCGAUAUCAAUCAAUACAUUUUAUUCUUUCUCAUUUGUUCCUUCAAUCAUGCACCGGGUUGAGUCUUUGCUUAUAGCUGCCAACUUAAAAAAGAUGCAUUUGGACCAUUACACACAAAAUGAUGUUAUCCCAAUUUCCAAGGUCUUGGAAGCAAUUACUACAAAGAAAUGCCAAGAGACAUUUGACUUGGAAUCCUUAGAAACGCUUGGAGAUUCAUUUCUCAAAUAUGCUGUGAGUCAACAACUUUUUAAGACCUAUCAAGAUCAACGUGAGGGUGUCCUUACUUUGAAGAAAGAAAAAAUAAUUUCAAAUGCAGCUCUUUGCGAGUUUGGAUGUCACCGCAAACUUCCGGGAUUUAUUCGAGAUGAGUCCUUCGAUCCGAAAAAGUUGAUCAUUCCGGAUGAUAGAUCGGGUAGUGCAUUAAUUGAGGAGUUACUUUUUAAUACGAAAAAAAUCUAUAUUAGGGAAACUAGGAAGAUGGAAAGUGAAACUGUUGCUGAUGUUGUGGAGGCACUAAUUGGUGCAUUUCUAAGCAGUGGCGGUGAAACAUCAGCAUUAUUAUUCAUGGAAUGGUUGGGUAUAAAGGUGGAUUUUUACAUAACACCAUAUGAGAGACCCUUCCUAAUUCACGCUGAGAAGCAUCUCAAUGUCAGACAUUUGGAGUCCCUAUUGAACUAUUCAUUUCGUGAUCCUUCAUUGUUAGUGGAAGCAUUGACCCAUGGUAGCAUGCUUCGCGAGAUUCCAAGAGAUUAUCAGCGACUUGAAUUUCUUGGGGACUCAGUUUUGGAUUAUCUCAUGACCAAGCAUUUCUAUUAUGAAUAUCCUGGGUUGUCACCAGAACUGUUAACUGACAUGAGAUCUGCUUCUGUGAAUAAUGAUUGUUAUGCACGAUCUGCAGUCAAGUGGGAACUGCACAAACACAUCCUCCAUGCCUCACAAGAACUCCACAACCAUAUAGUUGAAACUAUUAACAAUUUUGACAAGUUAUCAUCAGAAUCAACUUUUGGAUGGGACUCCGAGACAACUUUCCCCAAGGUACUUGGUGACAUUAUAGAGUCUCUAGCAGGUGCCAUUGUUGUUGAUUCAGGAUACAAUAAGGAGAUGGUCUUUGGUAGUAUAAGGCCUCUUUUGGAGCCUUUGAUCACACCUGAAACGCCAAUGUCUCAUCCUGUAAAGGAGUUGAUGGAACUAUGCCAAAAAGAGCAUUACAAUAUUAAAGAGACAAACAAGAACGGCAAUGACAACGAUGGUCUUAGUUCCAUUACAGUAAAGGUACUAGAUGCUAAAGGUCUCUCAUUAAUCGAGCAUACAGCUACAGCUGCCAACGGAAAAACAGCAAGAAAAUUAGCUUAUGAAGAAGUUUUGAAGUCCUUGAAGGAAUCCAAGGCCUUUUCUCGCCUUUCGGCUUCUCAUUCUGAGAUUUCUAUAGCAACAACGUCAACAGGGGUUCAAGCGGUUGUGAAGAGGAAGCCUGUGUUCAUCAAGGUGGACCAGCUGACACCCGGCACGCAAGGCCACACCCUUGCUGUCAAGGUCGUCAGCUCCAAGCCCGUCAAGGUCACCAACAGCAAGCCUGCGCGAUCGUCUAUGAUUUUUUCUCGGCACCUACACCCCAUACGAAUUGCAGAGUGCCUUGUCGGCGAUGAGACGGGGACCAUUGUCUUCACUGCUCGCAAUGAUCAAGUUGAUAUCAUGAAGCCCGGUGCCACUGUGAUCCUGCGGAAUGCAAAGAUUGAGAUGUUUAAAGGGUUUAUGAGGAUAGCAGUCGAUAAAUGGGGGCGUGUUGAGGUCACUGAACUUGCAAAUUUUGAUGUUAAAGAGGAUCACAAUCUCUCUCUUGUGGAGUAUGAGCUAGCUGAUGUCAUUGAAGAAUGAUUGUGUCGUAUGGAAGGCGAUCAUGUUUUUGAGCUGGGGGUUUGAGUUUGUGUUCUGGCAAUGAAUUGUCGUCUGGAUUUUUAUAAAGCCUAGGAAAUUUUGCACUUAUCCAUGUUGAGUUAUUACUGUUAUAUUUCUGAGUAUGAUCUGAACAAAGUUCUCAUUUGGUGUAAAGUGAUUUUGUAAUUCCUUUUCCUGUUUUUGUUUUCUGGAUCCCCCUCGAAAAAAGUGGUGUUGGUUGUUGAUUUGGCAAAUUUUGCCUUAUUAUUUUUGUAAGUAGCUGCAAUAAAAAGCAACGUUGUAAU
This is a messenger RNA of Juglans microcarpa x Juglans regia, 5163 nucleotides long. RefSeq names its product endoribonuclease Dicer homolog 2-like. Gene Ontology annotation, molecular function: protein binding; ribonuclease III activity; RNA binding. Lineage: Eukaryota; Viridiplantae; Streptophyta; Magnoliopsida; Fagales; Juglandaceae. Gene Ontology annotation, cellular component: cytoplasm; nucleus. The record is from RefSeq and is a predicted model, not a curated record. Gene Ontology annotation, biological process: siRNA processing.